AUGAGCCAGCCAGCUGCGAACGUCGACUCCGUGAUCCUGAGCUGGGUCAUUGAGGGCCAGGCCACUGAGUACCCUUGCUCAGUCUGGCAGAGAGACUGCUUCAGCUCCGUGUUCUCAGACACGGCUGCUGAGUCGAUGGCCUUAGCCCAGCAGAUCAGCUGCUUAGUUGCUGCGAAGUGCACGUCUAAGCUCCAGAUCACGGACUCAGACUUCGCCAAGGAGUUCAAGGGUGCCGUGAGGCACAAGCUGUCCUCCCUGAGAACAGAGUUUCAGGAGCAGCAAAAGUUCUCAGGGAAGUCUGAGGUGUGGCGAGUGGGUGCCCUUGAGAUCGUCACCUCAGUGGUCUGGGCUGAGGAGCAGCUGAGGCAGAAGAACGAAGAGCACUCCUGGGUCGUGAGGGCAGCCGUCAGGAAUGGCCUUCUGGCCUAUCGGCCUAACCCUCAGACUGGGAGGCUUGAGGUGGUCUCCGAGCAGCCCUGGGCUAAGGCUGACUGGUCUCUGAGCGACUCAGCUAAGCAGAUCUCCGACCUUAUCAGGUGGGACUACUUCAACCCUGAGGAAGACCUUGAACAGGAGCCUGAGGAAGGAGGCUUUGACUUAGACGGUGAGCUCGCAGAGGAUCUGGACCUGAGUCUGCAGAACAGCCUUUCCCUCAGGCUGCAUCCAAAGCUCCGCCGUGCAGCAGCUCGCAGAGCUCUUGAGGAGGGCUAUGCUGACAGAGUCAAGGAGAUCAGGAAAAAAGCAGCCGUGAGGAGGGAGAGGCUCAAGCACAGGACAGCCUUCAGGGGCAAGCUUCUGCAAAGCUUGAGGCAAAAGCUGAUGCUUAACAGUCGUGCAGAAGCACUGGCUGAGGUGGUGCCUGUGAGGACAGAGACGAAAGGCCAGAAACUGAGUGCAACCACCAAGCCCUCAGCAAAGAACAAGCCCUCAGCAAAGGGCAAGGCCAGCAAGUUCCUGAAGGCUUCGGCUAAGAAGAAAGCAGCUAAGAAGCACGACCAGAAGGCCACAGUCGACGAGGUCAUUGGUAAGGUCACAGCUAAGAAGAAGAAGGAGAAGAAGGAGAAGAAGGCUCAGGCCAAAGCUGAGACCAAGGCCAAAGCUGAGACCACAGAGACUGAGUCCGCAGCCCUGGCUCCUUUCCUUGAGAAAGAAGUCAUUUGUGUCUCUGAGGGCAUUGCCUCAGACUUCCAGUCAGGUCGCUACACUGUCAUGACCGUGAGUGGCACCUUCGAGAUCAGGUCUGAGCAUCUGACCCUUUGGGAGCCCAAGACUGCUGAGUUCGUCUGGGCUCAGCUGAAAUACCUCAGCAGGGCAGAUACUCAAACAAUCCUCCGGGCCAUCUCCUGCUGGCCUGAGCCAAAGCUGAGGCACGACGACUAUGCCGACCACGGCUUAGUGCCCUUCCCUGACACUGAGAAGCCAUUCUUAGUGGAGGAUCAGUGGAUCUGGCAGGGCUGGGCCAUGAUGAGCUGGUCUUUGCGAAAAGCCAAGGCAGGCUCCUUUGAGGAGUUCUCAGUGGAGUGCUUAGACCCUGGCCUUCCUCACUUGCUCUUCGAGUUUCCUGAGCACUUGCUUGAGCCACGUGAGAAUGCCGUUAAGCAAGCCUUCGGCAAUGCCCUCAGGCUUCUGGUUCCAGUGGUUAGGGCUUUGCACUGGACCUUGCUGGUGGCUCAGAGAGAGUCCCUAGACCAGACCGAGGGCUUUCAGUGGCGACUCUACGACCGAGGGCUUUCAGUGGCGACUCUACGACAGCCUUCAGCAGCCAAUUGA
This is a messenger RNA of Symbiodinium natans, 1770 nucleotides long. Lineage: Eukaryota; Dinophyceae; Suessiales; Symbiodiniaceae. The record is from the annotation of a GenBank genome assembly.